AUGAAGUGCGAUGAGGCUCUACCAAGCUGCAAGAACUGUAUACGUCGCAAGAUAGAAUGUCCCGGCUAUGUGAAGCCGCUCAAAUGGUCGGGCAAGCACGAGAAGAUCAGGGCCAAACCCACCUCUGAGACUGUCCAAGCGCCCGAGGUGACAGCAGCAUCGUCUCAAGACCACGGCGUAGUCGACAGCGCCGUCGGACUGCUAUCGGCUGUACUGGACAAUGCUCGCGAAGAUGGUUCUUCUGUUCAUGGCCUUGCUCGAGUCGACAGUGCUGGCACGAACGAGCCGAACGUGUACGAGCCUCAGGAUGACAUUUUGAAAUUCGAGGUCAACUCCGGUUACAACCACCUGCCGUCCUUUCCAUUCGAACGCCUCGAUGGACCCACGGCCGCCUGGAUGCUCGAAGAUGAACAGGAUCCAAGUGUAGUGCCCGGACUGGACGACAUCAUCGAAGACAUGACAGCGGAAGAUAUGUUCGUCCCGGAAGCCAACCUACCACUAACAACGUGGUCCACUUCAUUUGCGGAUGACAACGACGAACCUGCGGAACAACUCAUUUCACGCUAUUUCCAGGCCGCCUGUCGGAUAAUGAGCUGUUUUGAUUCACCCAGCAAUCCGUACAGAACCGAUAUUCCACAGGCCUCGACGAUGUUUCCGCAUCUCUAUCACUGUAUGAUGAGCAUGACUGCUGCACACAUGGCGAACUUCUCCGGUGAGAUGGCAAUGGCGAAUCUGAACCACCAGACCAAAGCGGUCAACACUCUUCAGGAAGAGAUGGCAAAGCUCGCUGUUCAUGACUCGCCUAUUACUGGCACAUCAGCAGCCAGAUACCGAAUUCUACUCGGAACUAUCAUGCUUGGAAUGACUUCGGCUUGGCAUGACCCGUCAGCGUAUACACUGUCUCAUCUUCAAGGAGCACGGCACUUAUUCAAAACGUGGUCUGCGGAGCUCGGGCUGGUGAAUGAACAUGGGCAUGCCGUAAUACUUGAUCGCGAGCAGUCCUUCAUCGUUGGCUCUAUGGCAUAUUGGGAAGCGCUCGCUUCCUUCUUGACGGAUCAGCCGCUGGACGUAUUGGACUAUCUGGAACCUUGCUGCUCCACACCAAUGGAGCAGAAUAUCUAUCCUAAUAGCUGGACUGGAGUGUCAUCACCGAUCUUCAUUCGACUUGCGCAAGUCGGAAUCCUCAUGCGGCAGAAGCGAGUACUGCAAAAGGUAGCUUUCAUCAAGCGAGGCCAUGCAGCUGAGGACCCUAGCAUUCUUGAAGACGCAAGAACACUACACACCAAGAUCAUGGACUGCCAUCUGCCGCCUAAAGAAGCAAUGGAAGAGACAGGCGACCCCAACACGCCGCUUUCUCACCUGUGUGACGUCGCCAAGGUAUACCGCUUCAUCGCACUGUUGGAGCUGUAUCAGGCCUUUCCCGCGCUGCUCAUCGAACUGGGAACUGGAAGUACUUCACAGCGGCGCGCAUCAUUCGGCUGGGGACGAGAAGGACUCGUAUUUGACCUGGCAACCAGCGCGCUGAAUAUAUUGUCAGAACUACCCAAGACUUCGAACGUCUUCACUGUCCUGGCAAUCGCCUACAUCUCAGCAGGCAGUGCCAUACAGCCACCACUUGUUGGACGCAAGCCAGGCUCCAGCGACGCAAGCGCCGAUAAUGGACUGACAGCUGAACUCGAUAGCGUAAGGCAGAGCAAGGCAGUCGUCCGCUGGUGGAGAGAUCACGUCCGUGAGCAGAUUAUCCACAUCCACAAACAGUUGGGCUUCGCUUCCAUACAACGGGGCGCAAAACUUGUGCAAGAAGUCUGGAAUCGAUCGGAUAUACAGUCGGAUAUGUCGGCGAACGAGCAGAUGCCAACGGCAAUACAUUGGAUGGAUGUCAUGAUUGACCAGAGGCUUGAGACGCUCUAUGGCUGA
This is a messenger RNA of Fulvia fulva, 1917 nucleotides long. Its product is annotated as Beauvericin cluster-specific repressor BEA4. Gene Ontology annotation, molecular function: zinc ion binding; transcription cis-regulatory region binding; DNA-binding transcription factor activity, RNA polymerase II-specific. Gene Ontology annotation, cellular component: nucleus. The transcript is spliced from 2 exons. Gene Ontology annotation, biological process: positive regulation of transcription by RNA polymerase II. The record is from RefSeq and is a predicted model, not a curated record. NCBI's taxonomy places the organism in Eukaryota, Fungi, Ascomycota, Dothideomycetes, Mycosphaerellales, Mycosphaerellaceae. Bases 1 to 1917 code for a protein of 638 amino acids.